Messenger RNA from Protopterus annectens (West African lungfish), 1627 nucleotides. RefSeq names its product vacuolar protein sorting 36 homolog (gene VPS36). Gene Ontology annotation, cellular component: ESCRT II complex; late endosome membrane. Gene Ontology annotation, biological process: protein transport to vacuole involved in ubiquitin-dependent protein catabolic process via the multivesicular body sorting pathway. NCBI's taxonomy places the organism in Eukaryota, Metazoa, Chordata, Ceratodontiformes, Protopteridae. The record is from RefSeq and is a predicted model, not a curated record. The transcript is spliced from 14 exons. The coding region runs from base 397 to 1557 and encodes 386 amino acids. Gene Ontology annotation, molecular function: phosphatidylinositol-3-phosphate binding; ubiquitin binding.
CAAUUCAUUAGAGUCCGUUGGUGACAUUUAUUCAGGAGGGCGCUGAAAUUUUAUAUUGUUGUAACGGUCCACAUAGUUGAAGGGGAAGAAGGUAUUUCAAACAACAUCAAGAUAAAUGUAUCCAUGAAAUUGAAAUAGCUAUUAAAUAUAGUGAUAGCGUAACCAAGGAGUUAAACAUAUGAACUGUACCUCACCAAAUGUCAUUUUCUGCAGAAUCCAGAUAAAAUGACCCCAAAUGUUUUUCAAAAUGUAUCUUUGCAUUAACUAAGUAGAACGGUAGUCUGAAACACUUGACUCCAUGUUUGCUGCGUAGGGGGCGCCAGUGUCCAAGCUUCACACUGUUUCUGAAGUAGGAAGUAAACGAGAUAGCUUUAGGUUUACAUGUAUUAUCUUUAAAUGGACCGAUUUGUGUGGACUAAUGGAUUACUGGAAAUCGGAGAAACGCUGGUCAUUCAGCAACGUGGGGUUCGUUUGUACGACGGAGAUGACAAGACCAAAUUUGAUAUGGGAGUCGCCUUGUUGAGCACUCAUCGACUAAUCUGGCGAGAUCAGAAAAAUUCUGAGUGCUGCAUUGCCAUUCCACUCUCUCAGGUAGUGUUUUUUGAAGAACAAGCUGCUGGAAUAGGAAAAAGUGCCAAAAUCGUUGUUCACCUCCACCCAGUUCCUGAAAAUAAAGAAUCUGGUCCUUACCAAACUAGCAAGUUCCCUUACAUUAAGCUGUCAUUCAGGGAACAUGGACAGAUUGAGUUCUUCAGACGAUUGUCAGAAGUAAUGGCUAUGAAGCAAUGGGAGAGGAUGGCAGUGUCUGAGCCUGGGCGAACAAAUAGUGGACUUCAGGCAGGAAGAGUACGGGCUGUUGGUAUUGUAGGUAUUGAAAGGAAAUUGGAAGAAAAGAGAAAGGAGACUGACAAAAACAUCUCUGAGGCCUUUGAAGAUCUCAGCAAACUGAUAGAAAAGGCAAAGGAAAUGGUGGAGCUGUCAAAGUCAAUAGCUAACAAAAUCAAGGACAAGCAAGGUGACAUUACUGAAGAUGAAACCAUCCGCUUCAAGUCAUACUUGCUGAGCAUGGGUAUUGCAAAUCCUGUCACACGUGAAACACAUGGGUCUGGUACACAGUACCACAUGCAGCUGGCCAACCAACUUGCCCAGAUCCUUCAGACUCCCUUAGAGGAGCAUGGCGGAAUUAUGUCACUUACUGAAGUAUACUGUCUAGUGAAUCGAGCUCGAGGAAUGGAGUUGCUGUCACCAGAAGAUUUGGUAAAUGCUUGCAAAAUGUUUGAAGCACGUAAACUGCCACUGAGGUUGCGCAUUUUUGACAGUGGAGUCAUGGUUGUUGAGCUGCAGUCUUACAACGAAGAAGAAAUGAUAACUUCAGCUUUAGAUUCGGUAUCAGAAAAAGGGUCACUAACAGCUGAAGAGUUUGCCAAGCUUGUGGGGAUUUCCGUCCUGUUAGCCAAGGAAAGGUUGCUCAUGGCAGAAAAGAUAGGGCGUCUUUGCAGAGAUGAUUCUGUAGAAGGUUUAAGAUUUUACCCAAACUUGUUUUUGACCCAGAAUUAAACUCAUAAGAAUAAUAUUGCCUUCUGACAUGUUGCUGAGCUGUUAAAAUAAAAUAACAUAUCCUUGUCAA